AGAAGCAGCGCAGAAUCAGGCGGAAUAUAUGAUGAGAUGAGCUGACGGGCGACUCUUCAGCAGGAUGGCCGCGUUUCUGGAGAUUUCUGACGACAGUAAAGGGCACGAGCUGAGUCUGUUCUGUGUGCCCAAACACUAUGAGGACGAUCUGGACAGCGUCAUCAUCCCCAACGGCCUCAUUAAAGACAGGACGGAGCGUUUGGCCAGAGAUAUCGUGCGGGACAUGGGCGGUCAUCAUAUCGUGGCUCUCUGCGUUCUCAAGGGAGGCUACAAGUUCUUUGCGGAUCUGAUGGACUUCAUCAAGACUCUGAAUCAACACAGUGAUAAAUCUGUGCCGCUGACGGUGGAUUUCAUCAGGCUGAAGAGCUACUGCAAUGACCAGUCCACCAACUGUGUGAAGGUGAUCGGGGGAGACGAGCUAUCGGCCCUCGCUGGAAAAAAUGUGCUCAUUGUCGAGGAUAUUGUAGAGACGGGGAAAACAAUGGAAACGCUGCUGAAACUCUUGCAUGAAUGUCAUCCCAAAAUGGUGAAAGUGGUGAGUCUGCUGGUGAAGCGGACGCCCAGGAGCUCCGGAUAUCGGCCCGACUAUAUCGGAUUUGAAGUUCCUGAUAAGUUCCUGGUGGGAUAUGCUUUAGACUACAAUGAGUAUUUCAGGGAUUUGAGUCAUAUCUGUAUAUUGAGCGACAGAGCAAGGGAGAAGUAUAAAGUAUGACCCCGUGAGAGCCAAAUGCAGCACGCAUGAAGACGAACAUCACUGUGAACCUUUAGUUUUUCUGCUCGUGAAUGUAUUUUUGUACAUCUCAUCACAAAUCAAUAAUGAACUCAUGAAAACACGGACUCCCAAAGAGAAAUGCACACACUUGGUGCGAACGAGAAGCUGAUUGUCUGAACCGAGGCCUUCGAUUCAUUCAUUUUAUGUUGAUUUUAUGUUUGUUCGAGCUCUGAGAUUAAGUUAAUCGUCAUUUAUUAUGGAUUAUUUAGGUAUUAACAAUGAAAGGAGCUGAGAAUUGUGUACUUUAUGGAGGAUUGUUUAUUAUUGACUAAAAAUAUAUAUACUGAAGUACUUUUUAUUUCACAAUUUUGCACUUUUUUUUCCCCAUCACAAGUUUGUUUGUGUUCUUAACGUCAGGUUAUGCAUGCAACUGCUUCUUUAAAUACUCAAAUUUUUAGGAAUAAAUAGUAAGAUUAAACUAAGAAGUUUCUUUUCUCUCAAAUCGUGAAGAAAAAUAGUUAAAAUUGUGAGACUUCCUUAAAAACCUGCAGCUUUAUUUAGCCACAGAGUGCAAGAUGAUUAUGAAAUUAACAUAUUAAUCUGAAUUUAGAUUUGACUUUUGUUUUAAUACUGCAAAAAUCCUUUUUUUUGGAAACAAUAAUCUUGAAAUAAAGUAAAAAUUCUGCAAAUAAACAGCA
This is a messenger RNA of Danio rerio (zebrafish), 1410 nucleotides long. RefSeq names its product hypoxanthine phosphoribosyltransferase 1, like (gene hprt1l). Lineage: Eukaryota; Metazoa; Chordata; Actinopteri; Cypriniformes; Danionidae. Gene Ontology annotation, molecular function: guanine phosphoribosyltransferase activity; hypoxanthine phosphoribosyltransferase activity. The record is from RefSeq and is marked provisional. Gene Ontology annotation, cellular component: cytoplasm. Gene Ontology annotation, biological process: IMP salvage; purine ribonucleoside salvage.